Messenger RNA from Rhopilema esculentum, 2904 nucleotides. The record is from RefSeq and is a predicted model, not a curated record. Lineage: Eukaryota; Metazoa; Cnidaria; Scyphozoa; Rhizostomeae; Rhizostomatidae.
AUGGCGAACAAAGCGGAACUUGAGAGCCUCGAGAAGAAAAUCCAGGGGAAAACCCGUCUUCUCGAAUUUAUCAGUGUGGAAACCAACGAGAUUUUAUCAAGAAAGGACAAAGUGUCAAUCGAGAGACAACUGGGAAUAUACGAGAAAAAGAUUACCGAGAUUCAUGACUUGAAAUGUGAGGUACAAGAAUUAAAACUAGAGGAUGAGGUCGAACCAACAGAGGUUCGUUUGUGGAGCAACAAAAUCAGUGAGAAAAUCAAGGAAUUUGAGCCAGUUAUCGCCGAAUUAAAGGGAGUUUUGACAGAAAUAAAGCAGAAUGAUUGGAGUGAGGAAGAAAAGGUCUUGUUGUUGGCCAAACAAAAGCUGUUCGCGCAGGAAGCAGAGUUUGAACAGGCAAAAUUCGAGGAAAGAAUCAAACAAGAGCGAAAAUUGGAGGAGAUAAAGCAAGGGCCUAAGUUAUCAACAAGCGUAGGGGGUGAGGUAUCAAGCAAGGUAAAGCUUCCUAAAUUGAUUAUCUCCAAAUUUCAAGGCACUUACAUUGAUUGGUUCAGAUUCUGGAACCAAUUUGAGGCAGAAAUAGACAGGGUAAACAUAGAUGCAGUAGCAAAAUUCUCAUAUCUGAAAGAACUUUUGUUGCCAAAGGUGCGAGUGAAUAUUGAGGGUUUACCCUUCAAUGAUUGUAACAAAGUCCAGGAAUUUGAGAAAAGGAGAGACAUUUUACGGCAUAAGAGAUUAUGUUUCAAUUCUACUGGCUCGAAUUUUACUGAGUGUCAAGUGAAAAGAGGAUGUAGAAAUUGUCACAACAGACACCAUACAUCCGUAUGUGACAAAAAGUCAAGAGAUAGUAAGACCAGCCAGCCAAACCAGGUGAUGUUGGCCACAGGGGCACAAGGAAUAAUCUACUCAGUGGUGGUAGUGAAGGUAAACGGGAUAACAUGCAGAGCGCUGCUGGACACAGGAGCAGGCAGCUCAUACAUAUCAUCAAAGCUGGUUGAUAUUCUCAAGAUUAAACCAGUGACAAGGGAGUAUCGUCAAAUAGACAUGAUGAUGGCAACGGCAAACCAGAGAAUUGACAUCUAUAGUGUAGAGGUCAAGAACCUGAGAGGCAAUUUCAAGUUGGGAGUAUCUGUCAGUAAAGUAGAGAGAGAGCUGUUAUUAUCACUGACAAAUCCAGAGUACACAAAGAUUUUAAGAAGGUAUCAGCAUCUAAACGGAGAAGAGAUGGAUGACACGGAUGAUAAAGCAGAGCUACCUAUCCAUCUAAUUAUAGGUGCUUCAGAGUAUGCUAAGAUUAAGACAGAAACAAAACCAAGGCUAGGAAAACCAGGAGAGCCAGUAGGAGAGUUAAUAAAGUUUGGAUGGACAAUCAUUUCGCCAGGAUCAGAGGUAGAAACAGAACAUUUGUUCUUUGCCGGUUCAUCAAGAGUAGAUUACGACAAGCUCUGCAGCCUUGAAAUUUUAGGAUUAGGAGAGAGAGAGGUGGGAAAUCAGUCAGUCUUUGGGGAGUUCGCGGAGCAAUUAGAGCAGAAACCUGAGGGGUUCUUUGAAACAGGCUUGUUGUGGAAAGGAGAUUGUCCACAUUUACCAGACAAUAAAGCAGGGAGUCUAGCUCGUCUAGAAAAGCUUAUCAACAGAUUAAAAAGGGAUCCAAAUCUCUACAUGAAGUAUGACCAGAUUAUUCAAGACCAGAAAGAGAAAGGCAUUGUAGAAGUGGUGGACCAGGAGCCAACAGGAAGAGCAUUUUAUCUCCCACACAAACCAGUCAUAAGAGAAUCAGCAGAAACCACCAAGAUCCGGAUAGUUUUUGACGCAUCGGCCAAGACAAGUAGCAAUGCGGCAUCCUUGAAUGAUUGCCUGGAAACAGGACCCCCAACGCAAAAUCUCAUUUGGGACAUUUUAGUCAGAAAUCGGAGCAGACCAAUAACAUUAGCCGGAGACAUGAAACAAGCGUUCCUACAGAUAAGAGUGAGAGAGGCCGAGCGGGAUGUCCUACGAUUUCAUUGGGUGACAGACAUGGACCGGAACAGAAAGGAGACUCUUCGUUUCACACGAGUCUUAUUUGGAUUGUCCCAAUCGCCGUUUCUUUUAGGAGGGACCAAUGAGCAGCUCCUCCGCAGUAAGAAGAGUGUAUACCCAGAGGAAGUUGAAGAAAUUCGACAGAGCAUCUACGUUGAUGACCUGCUGUUAUCAGCAAACAGACCAGAGGAACUAGAGGAAUUAAAGGGAAGAACAGUGAAGAUUUUCAAUGCAGCAGGGUUCGAGUUGCACAAAUGGCACUCAAACGAUCGAUCUCUAGAGAGUUUCCAAGAGGAAAUAGAUCAAUGCAAAGCCUCAAGCCAAACGUAUGCCAAGCAACAAGUUGGUACAACUAGUGAUGAGACAAAGCUGUUGGGGUUAGCAUGGGACAAAAGGGAAGACACCCUAGCAAUCAGCUUUCCAGAGAUGCCAGAGAGAGUUACAAAAAGGACAGUCCUUAGCGGACUUGCUUUAGUGUAUGAUCCCUUGGGGAUAGUUUCACCAGUACUCCUCACAGGGAAGAUAAUAUACCGAGACAUAUGUGAAGAAGGAUUAUCAUGGGAUAAAGAGAUAACAGACCAGUUACAAAAAAGAUGGCAAAGAUUCAUCAAGUCAUUACCUGAGAGAAUAGAAAUACCACGAAGCGUGACCCCAGCGAAAGAGUCGGUCAAAGGCAUAGAUUUACAUGCAUUCGGUGAUGCAAGCGGCAAUGGGGUAUCAGCAGCUGUUUACGCUGUGGUAGAGCAAGAUUCAGGCAUUAACCAAGGGCUGUUAGUAUCAAAGUCAAGACUUGCAAAAAAGGGACUUUCCAUUCCUAGGCUAGAACUAAUCUCAGGUCAGAUGGCCGCAAAUCUCAUCGAUAAUGUGAAACAAGCACUUAAAGGAUAG